This is a messenger RNA of Carica papaya (papaya), 984 nucleotides long. The record is from RefSeq and is a predicted model, not a curated record. NCBI's taxonomy places the organism in Eukaryota, Viridiplantae, Streptophyta, Magnoliopsida, Brassicales, Caricaceae.
AGGGACAGGUUCCAGGACUUGUUGCCCGCGAUGAUGAGGACUUUGACAGAGGCUUUGAACAGCGGGAACGAGGCCACGGCGCAGGAAGCGCUGGAGCUGUUGAUCGAGCUGGCGGGGACGGAGCCACGAUUCUUGCGAAGGCAAUUGGUGGACGUGGUCGGUUCUAUGCUGCAAAUUGCGGAGGCUGAGUCGCUUGAGGAAGGCACGAGACAUCUGGCCAUUGAAUUUGUGAUCACUCUCGCUGAGGCUAGGGAGCGGGCCCCAGGGAUGAUGAGGAAGCUCCCGCAGUUCAUUAGCAGGCUGUUCGCUAUCCUGAUGAGGAUGCUGUUGGAUAUUGAGGACGAUCCGGCGUGGCACACUGCCGAUAGUGAGGACGAGGAUGCGGGUGAGACCAGUAACUACAGCGUUGGGCAAGAGUGUUUGGAUCGGUUGGCGAUUUCGUUGGGCGGGAAUACGAUAGUUCCUGUUGCCUCGGAGCAAUUGCCUGCCUUUUUGGCUGCUCCUGAAUGGCAGAAGCACCAUGCUGCUUUAAUUGCUCUAGCCCAGAUUGCCGAGGGCUGCUCCAAGGUAAUGAUAAAAAACUUGGAGCAAGUGGUAUCUAUGGUUCUAAACUCAUUUCAUGAUCCCCACCCACGUGUGAGGUGGGCGGCUAUUAAUGCAAUCGGGCAAUUGUCUACGGAUUUGGGUCCUGAUUUGCAGAAUCAGUAUCAUCAAAGAGUGCUUCCAGCGCUGGCUGCCGCCAUGGAUGAUUUCCAUAACCCUAGAGUACAGGCGCAUGCUGCUUCAGCUGUGCUCAACUUCAGUGAGAACUGUACUCCAGAAAUUUUGACGCCUUAUUUAGAUGGAAUUGUGAGCAAGUUGCUUGUACUUCUACAGAAUGGAAAGCAAAUGGUGCAAGAGGGAGCCUUGACUGCAUUGGCAUCAGUUGCUGAUUCAUCUCAGGUAUUCCUUCUACAGUAACCAAUGUGUUUCUUUUCAGAAAAG